CCUGAUCAUCAUCAUUCCCAAGAAAGCAAGCAUCCGACAAUUCUAGGACGCCUUUUGACGAUAGCCAAUCCUUACCCUGGCUCAUCCAUUUCUUUCUUGAAAAUCUAUUUUUUUCUUCUUUCUUACGGACACUCAAUAUCCUCUCUCGUCAAACCCAUCUUUGCAAGAUGCUCCACAAGCUUACUCUUCUUGCCGUUGCUGUCUUGGUCACGCUCCAGUCAGUGGCAGCCUUCAACGUCGUUGUACCUGCUGGAGAGCGCCGAUGCUUUUUCGAAAACCUUGAGAAGGGUGAUACCUUCCAUGUAUCUUUCCAAGUUGGGGAGGGCGGCCAUCUCGACAUUGACUUUUUUAUGACUAAUCCAAAUGAAAUCCUUGUCGAGGAUGCCAAGAAGACUGCAUCAGACACGUUCAACUUUGAGGCAAAGAUCAGUGGCAAGCAUGAGUACUGCUUCAGCAACGCUUUUUCAACUGUAACUGAGAAGACUGUUGGAUUCAAUGCUUUGGUCUUUAAGCCAUACAGGGAGGAUGCCACAAACAAGACUGACCCACUUGAGCAAGAGAUCCGUGAAUUGGCUGCUGGGAUCCAAGAGAUCAAAAAUGAACAGGAGUAUACUUUGGCUCGUGAGAGAACACACCGUAACACUGCUGAAAGCACAAACUCGCGCGUGGUGUGGUGGUCCUUGUUCCAGUCCGCUAUCCUUUUCCUUGUUUGCGUCUUCCAGAUUACGUAUCUUAAGCGUUUCUUUGAGGUCAAGCGUGUUGUUUAAAAUAAUACAACCUCAUUACACCCUGGUUUUUACUUUUUUAAUUGGGGCUAUUUUAUUUUACUAUACUUUUUUCUUUGCUUGACAUGGCAUUGACAAUUAACUGUCGUUUGCUGCGGCACACCGUAUCAUCUUUGAAAUAAAAAAUUGUGUCUACUAUUU
This is a messenger RNA of Lobosporangium transversale, 926 nucleotides long. Its product is annotated as supernatant protein factor C-terminal domain-containing protein. The transcript is spliced from 4 exons. The record is from RefSeq and is a predicted model, not a curated record. Bases 168 to 767 code for a protein of 199 amino acids. Gene Ontology annotation, cellular component: COPII-coated ER to Golgi transport vesicle; endoplasmic reticulum-Golgi intermediate compartment; Golgi apparatus. Gene Ontology annotation, biological process: Golgi organization; protein retention in ER lumen; endoplasmic reticulum to Golgi vesicle-mediated transport. NCBI's taxonomy places the organism in Eukaryota, Fungi, Mortierellomycota, Mortierellomycetes, Mortierellales, Mortierellaceae.